This is a messenger RNA of Tribolium castaneum (red flour beetle), 2697 nucleotides long. RefSeq names its product cytochrome P450 6BK1. The transcript has 3 exons. The record is from RefSeq and is a predicted model, not a curated record. NCBI's taxonomy places the organism in Eukaryota, Metazoa, Arthropoda, Insecta, Coleoptera, Tenebrionidae. Bases 1188 to 2675 code for a protein of 495 amino acids. Gene Ontology annotation, molecular function: oxidoreductase activity, acting on paired donors, with incorporation or reduction of molecular oxygen; monooxygenase activity; heme binding.
UAGAGACCGGAUCUUGGGAAACUUCCCAAACCCUCCUAAAUUCCGUAUCCUAAAUUUGUUUUAAACAUCCUGUAAAAAUGUAAAAAUGUAAAAAUUGGUUGAGUUUUGCUUUAGUCAACGUGGACUUGAAAACCAAGUGUCACUUAAUAUUUCUUGUUAGUUAUUGUUAUAACUGAACAGUUUAGGGCUAGAUUCGGAAAUUUGUAUUCCUGUACUCCAGAAGUAAACGACCCACCUAAUUGAACUCGGAGUUUUAGCAAAACCAUCGUCUAGCCCUAAGUUUUUUUCCUUUUCAGUUUCUUUGUGUACUGUUUUUUUGUUCAGAAUGUAAUAUUUCAAAUUAUUGGUGUUUCCUUUCUUCACUUUUAUAGUCUUUUCAGUUUCUCAUUUUGUCUGUAGCUUAGUUUUUCAGAAUUUUAAUCAACGUUAAUGUUACAUUGCAAGUAGCACACUAUUACUUAGAAAAUGGCUUACUUCCACACUUUAUUUUAGCAAAUAACAUAACAAAAUAAGUAAUAGUAGGCCUAUUACUUGUGAUUAAAUUUUUGUAAAUACUACUUCAGGAGUUGUGGACAAAUUAGUUAAUGACAAACUGUACAAAAAAUCUCGUAUAUAAUUCUACUGAAAAUAAAUAUCUUAAUUGAAUAAAAAAAUAUUGGUAAUGUAGAGAUGCCUAAUUUAGUACUAGUGCUAGUAGGGAUUUCCAUACAGUAAGUUUAUUUUUUAGGCAUCUUAACCUAGAAAAUACACUGAAAUUUUUUUACAGAAAAAUAAACAAAUUUUACAACAGCAAAUUUAGGACAGUAUUUACAUUCAACAAUUAAUUAACAUCUUUAUAAGUUGUUCUUUGUGCAGUGUACAUUUUAAGUUUUUUACAAACCGUAUUUGUUUUCGUUUUUGUAAUGAAAUUCAUUGCAUUAAAAGUUAUGUUUUUAUUUUUCUUGCAGUUGGAAUUAAUAAAAAAUGUAUCCUAAAUUAUCAGAUUUCAAUACCUAAUGUGUGGAUUUUUUUAUAGGUCAAUUAAAAAAUUUUCAAAAUAACUUCUUGAUUUGAUUACUAAUAUAGUAUGACGUUUAUUAUCAUGUCACAACAUAAAAAUCACUAUCACACUUUUAAGCGAUGUGUCUAAUCAACAAUGAUGUUGCAAGUAGUUCACGAUAUAAAUAGCUUCACACUUUCAUUGAUACAUGUAUUCAAUCUCAGAAAAAAUGUUUUCGGUUUUGGUGUUUCUAAUUAUAGUUGUAGUGUUUCUUUAUUACAAAUGGGCGUUCACAUACUGGCACCGAAGAAACAUACCAUAUUUAGAGCCCAGUUUUCCCUUUGGCAAUUUACCCAACCUUUUCCAACGCAAGGAAAAUAUAGGACUUACGGUAGAAAAAUUCUACAACGAAAUGAAAAGGCGCAAGUGGAAACACGGAGGAGUUUACUUUCUUGUAAGUCCAGUCUAUUGUGUCAUUGAUUUGGAAUAUGUAAAGAACAUAAUGAAUCGAGAUUUCGAAUAUUUUACCAACCGCUCGAUUUAUUACAACGAGAAAGACGACCCUCUUAGUGCACAUUUAUUUGCAAUCGGUGGCCAAAAAUGGCGAAACUUGCGAACUAAAUUAACAGCAACUUUCACAUCAGGUAAAAUGAAAGCAAUGUUUCAAACACUGCUAGAAUGUGAAACCAAUUUAUUGAAACAAAUCGAAGACUGUAACAACCCAAUUAACAUUAAAGAAAUUUUAAGUUGCUUUACUACUGACGUCAUCGGUUCGGUCGGUUUUGGUCUCGAAUGCAAGACUUUCGAAGAAAAAAAUUCACCGUUUCGCAUUUAUGGCAAAAAAGUCUUCAAGGAUUCAGUGUUGAGAAGUUUGAAACGCGCGUUUCUCACAUCGAAUUUUCCAGAGUUAGCUCGGAAACUCGGAAUUUUAGCGUUUCCAUCGGAGAUAACCGAUUUUUUCCUCAAAGUUGUAGCUGAUACUGUUAAGUACAGAGAGGAAAACAACCGUAGCAGGAAUGAUUUCUUGCAACUUUUGAUUGAUUUGAAGAAUAGUGGAACUUUGUCACUUGAAGAAAUUGCCGCUCAAUGUUUUCUUUUCUUUUUGGCGGGUUUUGAAACGUCUUCAACCACAAUGACUUUUGCUUUGUACGAAUUGGCCCAACAUCAAGACAUUCAAGAUAAAGUGAGGGAAGAAAUUGAUGCAGUUUUGAAGAAAUAUGGUGGCAAAAUCACUUAUGAGGCCAUUCAUGACAUGAAAUACAUGAAUCAAGUUAUUGAUGAAACGUUAAGAAAAUACCCAGCAGCUUCAAUCAUCACCAGGACUUGUGUCAAAGAUUACAAAAUUCCUGAUCAGGAUAUUGUGAUUGAAAAAGGGACUUCGGUCAUAAUCCCAGUUUUGGGUAUCCACCAUGAUGAGAAAUUUUAUCCAAAUCCUGAAAAAUUUGAUCCUGAAAGAUUUACUGAAGAAAAUAAAGCUGCAAGACAUCAUUAUGCGCAUCUACCUUUUGGAGAAGGGCCACGAAUUUGUAUCGGUAUGAGGUUUGGUUUAGUACAAAGUAAAGUGGGGUUGACAUCAUUACUAAAGAAUUACAUUUUUAAAGUGAAUAAAAAAACAAUAGAACCUCUUAAAAUGCAGGCGAGGUCGUUGAUUUUGGCAGCUGAAGGUGAAAUUUGGUUGGACGUUUAUAAAUUGUAAAAUAAUAAAUUUAGUACUAAUA